ACAGUUUACCGGAGAUCAGAACUAUUUCUAGGUGUUCUCCAUUGGUGAAGCGUCUUCAUUAGUCAAAAAGCGUGGGCGGGACUCUUGCUCUCUGCAGCGAGUCAAAGAGAAAGGCAAUAAAGGGAGGCAGGAUCUGCACUUUGCCGACGAGCAUCUCUGCCGUCCUGCUUCACUACAGUGAUCACUGCCCCCUGAUCUGCGAAAAAUACACAGGGACUCCUCAGAAAAAGGCAAGAGUUCAUCAAUGUAACUCCGGUCAGUCAGAAACUGCGCCGUUCACCUGGAUAAGUCCACCUUGACGAGAGAAGAGAUAAAGACAGAAUAAAAAGAGUCAAGCGCGAGUGGAGUGUUGACGUAGAAUUGCGAAGGAAAAGAGAAGAAUAUGAUUGUCAAGCAGUACUUGAUGUUCAUCCUUUACAGCCUCUGUGCAAGCGUCUUUAAAGUGGCUGGGACAAAAAGCAAAGCGAAAGGUAUCCAGGGUCAGUACCCCAUAACUCAGAAUGUGACGGUGGUGGAGGGGGCCACAGCCAACAUGACCUGUCGUGUGGAUUACAAUGAUAACACUUCCCUCCAGUGGUCAAACCCUGCACAACAAACUCUCUUCUUUGGGGACAAAAAAGCUCUGAGGGAUCACAGAAUUGAACUAGUUCGAGCCUCAUCGCAGGAGCUCACCAUCCGAAUCAAUGACGUCAGCCUGUCAGACGAGGGACUGUACACUUGCUCGCUCUUCACGAUGCCUGUCAGGACCACCAAGGCCUUUCUCACUGUUCUGGGAGUGCCAGGACGACCAGAGAUCACAGGCUUUACCAAGCCAGCAAUGGAGGGGGACGUAGUCACUCUCACGUGCACCACAUCAGGCAGCAAACCAGCUGCUACCAUCCGAUGGUUCCGAAAUGACAAGGAGGUCCAAGGCACUAAGGAGGUGAACGCUACAGGAAAGUCAUUCACAGUGAGGAGUAGCCUUCAGUUCCAGGUGGACAAGCGGGAUGACGGCGUUGCCUACACCUGCAGUGUGGAGCAUGUGUCUUUGUCCAAACCCUACAUGACAACCGAGGUCCUGGAGGUUCACUAUGCUCCCCAUCUGGAGAUCACACAUUCACUCAUCAUCCCACAGGAAGGCCAAUACUUCAAACUGGAGUGUGUUUCCAUAGGCAACCCAAUACCUGAGCCAGUGGAAUGGUCUAAAGAUGGAGGAGAGCUGCCAGACAUUGAGCGUAUGAUUGUGGAGGGAAGGGAACUUACCAUCACUACGCUAAACAAGACAGACAAUGGCACAUAUCGGUGUGAGGCCAGCAACCAUCUGGGGUCCAGUAGUGCUGAAUACAUACUGUUUGUAUAUGCCAAAGACUUUCCAGGGCCUACAACAGAUCCUAAUGCUUUAGGACAGCAUGGACCUGACCACGCUUUAAUCGGCGGAGUUGUUGCAGUCGUGGUCUUCAUCACCUUGUGUUUGAUAAUAGUCCUUGGACGAUAUCUGGCCAGACAUAAAGGGACAUAUCUAACACACGAGGCCAAAGGAGCAGAGGACGCCCCUGACGCUGACACAGCUAUCAUCAAUGCUGAGGGAAACCAUGUGCAUGCAGAAGAAAAGAAAGAGUACUUUAUUUAGACUUCUUUUUCCUCACUUCUUUCAUUUCAUGACAACCUUUGACAGCAGAUGUGCAAUUUUAAGCUGUCUCAGCCUCACUGCAUUGUCUUUUUUAAUUUAUUGUUCUGUCUUUUUUAGAAACCAAUCAUGCUUAGAUAUGCUUGUUUUCGAAGCAUUCACUAACAAAAUAGCCUUCAUCUUUUGUAAUAUAAUCCAUGUACAAUUGGAUUAUGUCCUUUUCAGUUGUUCUGUGCCUAAAUGCUGUACAUUCUUCUGCAUUUCUUUCAUUGCCUGCAUUUUUCUCUACUCUUUCUUACGUUACCUGUUAUACAACCUUUUGCAGAUUUUUAAAAUUCAGAAGCAACAACAAUAAUGUUGUGCUCCAACUCAACUCUCAGUAUUUGAAAAGAUUUUUCUGUAGGAGCAAAAUAUGUUAAAUACAUCAGUUUUUAAGGAUUACAUGAUUGGCUUGGAUGUUUCGCGGAGCUAACCCUCCUCAGACAUGCCGCACACGUUUAAAGCAUCUUAAAACAGAUCAGAUACUUUAACAAACACAAAGCAGAAGCACAAUCUGAGUGAUUGUCUCUAGAUGAAAUAAUCGCCCUCUUAGCAUUGUCUGUAUAUUCCUACACUGAUUUAUUUUUCCUUUUUGCUUACACUGUUGAUUUAUAACCAACAAAGAACAAGUUAGAAAAUUAAAGCACAAAGUCUGAGGACUAUUACAGAGGGGAAAAAACAUCAACUGGUUUUUGUCUCAGGAUUCAAUAUGAGUCUAGAUGGAGAGAUCGUGUCAGACAUGUGAUGAAGACUUCAGUUCAAUCGCAGUUAUUGUCGUGGAUGAAGAACUUUUCCUUUUUGUUGGCUAUUUGUUGUAAUAUCCAAACUGAAUGAGUGGAACCUUGUGUCGGUUCAUUAUUUAUGUUGAAUUUUAUUGAACAACUAUGCUAAAUGUGUGGAUAUUGCUGUAAAAUACUUUGCUAACGUGAAUAUUAGUGACCAAUAUUGUUGAAUCUUGGGAUCCCUGACACAUUACACUUUGUAUAUUAGCAUAUACAGCAUUUAAGGUACUUCACAGAUCUUUCAUGUUUUUCAAUUUCUUUCCAAUUUUGUUUUGCCUGAAGGCAUGUAAAUAAUAUGUAAGUAUUCAAUUUUAGUAAAAGGCAGAAAAACUCUGGUUAUAGCCUUUAAUUUCAGGUCAUAUCAGUUCCAGUCACUUCGAGGACAGCGUUUUCACAUUUUUGAAGAUUUCUUCAAACAGGGAUUCUAAUGAAAUGCUUAAAAUGUUACAAAAAAAAAUCUGGGUAAAAAUAUAUGUAUUUAUUAUUAUGACUGAUUGACUUUCUUAUAUGAUACUAUAUUGAUUGAUAUUAUUGCUGUUAUUAUGAAGUAGUUGUCUGACAUUAACUUUUCCAUUUUUAUUUCUGUAAGUUCUCAUAAAAGAACAGUACAAGGAUCACCGUUAUGGCCUUUGAGUUUGCUGCAAACAGUACUAAUGACAUGUUUAGGCAUUGGUGAAUCAAACAUCCCCUCACUGUAUAUAAUCACUGUAUCAAAGACAUUGAACCACAUUGCCAAUGCUCAUACAUGUUAUUUUGUUAGUUCAGUAUGAUGCUAUAAAUAACUCAUUUUGUACAAAGAUUUAAAUUGCUGUAAUUAAUUUGCUUUUUAUGGGGGAUGUGUGAGGUUUGCUUUUUUUCACAGUAUUGAAUAUUCAUUUUUCAACUAUGCCACUGUAAAAUGAAAAAAAAAAAAAGAUGCGAAAAAAGAGAGAUGAAGUGCGGAUUAAAAAAUGAACAACUUGAAA
Oreochromis niloticus (Nile tilapia) is the source of this 3392-nucleotide messenger RNA. Its product is annotated as cell adhesion molecule 2. NCBI's taxonomy places the organism in Eukaryota, Metazoa, Chordata, Actinopteri, Cichliformes, Cichlidae. Gene Ontology annotation, biological process: homophilic cell-cell adhesion. The record is from RefSeq and is a predicted model, not a curated record. Bases 383 to 1609 code for a protein of 408 amino acids. The transcript has 11 exons.